Epithele typhae is the source of this 1887-nucleotide messenger RNA. Its product is annotated as PSP1-domain-containing protein. Bases 1 to 1887 code for a protein of 628 amino acids. The record is from RefSeq and is a predicted model, not a curated record. The transcript has 7 exons. Gene Ontology annotation, cellular component: cytoplasm. NCBI's taxonomy places the organism in Eukaryota, Fungi, Basidiomycota, Agaricomycetes, Polyporales, Epitheliaceae.
AUGCAGUCCGCCGACCAGGGCCACAUGCAGCACGCGUCCGACGGCGUCGACCGCCAGAACCGCUUCCUCUCGACUGGUUCCGAGACCCCCAACGGCCUCAGCCUCCGCGAACGCGCCGCCUCCCAGCCGCCCCGCACCCAAAACUUCGUCGCACCCCCGCCCCAGGUCGUGCGCAACAACUCCGGUGGUGGCAGCGCGGCCCCGUCUGCGUCCUGGGGCCGCUUCGCCGCCAACCUGAAUCCCCUCCCCCAAUCCGUUCCCACGCGCAGUGCUUCCUUUUCCUCCAGCCCGCUCAGUGCUCACUCGCCCUUCUCGUCCGCCAUGCGCGACUCCCGCUUCGCCUCCACUUUCGAGGACGACGAGUCCGAGGCGCUCAGCGACGUCCAAGAUCCGUACGACCUCUACGACGAGCGCUUCCCCCGGAGUAGCAUUGCCCUCAGGGGACGGUCCUACGCGGCCGACCUCACUCGCAGCCGCUCUCAGUCGCUCGCUACCUCAAGGCCCGGUGCGAUCGGCAGCGGUUUCCCUGGACAGGUCUACGGGCAGCAGUGGGAGGGUUCCUCGCCUCAGAGCAUUCCCUCGCGAUAUGACUUCAAGACUCCGACGAGCGGCAGCCGGUAUGGAUCCCUCGGCGCCCUCGGUCGCUCCCCGUCCAACGGAUACGGCCAGGGCUCGAUCGCCGACCCUUCGAACAUGAGUCCCUUUGUUCGGGACGUGGGCCAGAUUCUCCUGGAUGACGGAUCCGCCUUCCGGGAGCUGUGGUCGGGCAUGAACCCGCCGCGGGACGAGAACGGAGGAGGAGGGAGCGGGACCACCAGCCGACGGCACAGCGUGAGCGUCGUUCAGCCGAGGCGUCCCAUCGUCGGUUUCAAUGCGCCUAACGCCGACAUGCAAGACGACGGCCACGCGGGGUCCUUCGCGCACCAAGCGUCCGACCUCGGGUUGAUGAGCAUGAACGACGCCCGUUCGGUGACGUCCAUUCAGCCUCCUUCUCAGCCGUCUUCUCUCCCCAUCUACGCACCUUUGUCUCGUAGCCCUCCCACUUCCGACCGUGUCUCCCCUUACCAACCCCUCCACCUGAACAUCCCUGGAGGCGGCGGAAGCUCUUUCUCUCGCCAGUCGAUAGUAGGCUCUCCUAGCGACAGCGGGUUAUCGGGCGAGAGGCGAGAACAGUCUCGACCUCGAGGCCUCAUGGCGCGUUACGUCCCCGGUAUUGGCAUCCAACAAAUCCACGAGACUGGCGUUAUGCAGUCCCCUCUGUCGUCGGCUGCCCUUCGUAGCCCUGCCCACUACGGUGCUCAGCAGCCUAUGCCCCGGCGCACCUCCGACGCGUCCAAGACUCUUAUGGAGCUCGGGAAAGGUGUACCUCUGCACGCUGUACCUACGUCAUGGCCGCUCUUCAUCGUCGAAUUCAAAGCACACCGGACGGACCUCUUCUACUGCACCGACCUCUCGCAGGAUAUCCGCGUCGGCGACCUCGUCAUUGUGGAGGCGGAUCGCGGAAGGAUUCGGCAAGGUAUCAACGACACCAUUACUCUCGUCGAGAUCGAGGCUCCGACGACAGCGACUGCUGGCGGAGGUGCGAAGGAUAUUAACCCGAAGAUGAUGUAUGGAAAGGCGCAGCACCGGGACAUUCAGAGCCUCGCCGCGAAGGCGCAAGAUGAGAUGAAGGCACUCGAGCUGUGCCGGACGAAGGUUCGACAAAGGAAGCUCCCUAUGGAGGUGGUCGAUGCUGAGUAUCAGUGGGACCGUCGUAAAUUAACAUUCUAUUUUGUCGCCGAGAAGAGGAUUGAUUUCCGAGAGCUCGUUCGUGAACUCUUCCGUCUGUACAAGACGCGAAUUUGGAUGGCCGCUCUUCCUCACUCCCUUGGCAGUCUGGAACAAUGA